AUCAUCGAACGACUUCAAUCUCUUCGAGUCACUUAAAGAGUAUCAGUCCUUGCACCUCAUUUCCAAGAUGAAGUUCGGAUCUAGCAUUGCCCUUGUGGCACUUACGCUUUUUAAUGCCGUUCGCGGUGAUGCUGUCCCCUGGGAGCGUAUUGACAAGAACGAUGCUCUGCUCCUCAUCCUCGACUUGCAAGUCGGUCUCUUCCAGACGGCUCGUGACUGGGACCCCAGUCUCUACAAGCAAAACAUCAUGGCCCACGCCACCCUCGGCAAGAUCUUCGACCUCCCUGUCAUCAUGACCACCUCCGCCGACGUUGGUCCCAACGGACCCUUGCCCAAGGAGAUGCUUGAGAUGUACCCCAACGCCCCUCUCAUCCGCCGCCAAGGCGAGGUCAGUGCCUGGGACAAUGCCGAAUUCCGAGACGCAGUCAAAGCCACAGGCAAAAAGCAAAUCAUCGUCGCAGGCAUAACAACAGACGUCUGCACCGCCUUCCUCGCCCUCGCCCUCCGCGCAGAAGGCUACUCCGUCUUCGCAAACGUCGAGGGCUCAGGCACCUACACUGAGCUCGUCCGUGACACGGCAAACGCCCGCAUGCAGCAGGCGGGCGUGCAGCUUGUGUCUCUCUUCUCCAUCGUUUGCGACUUGAUGAGGGAUUGGCGCAACACUCCUGGUGCCAAGGAGGUGCUGCCGUAUCUUGAUACUUAUCUCCCAGUUUAUGGCAUGUUGGCUAGACAUCAUGCUGCGGCGGUUGAGAAUGGGACGAUUAUUCCAGGGGAGAUUGGGUUGGUUACUUCGGCUAACGGUACACUGGAGAUCUGA
Messenger RNA from Pyrenophora tritici-repentis Pt-1C-BFP, 817 nucleotides. RefSeq lists its product as uncharacterized. Lineage: Eukaryota; Fungi; Ascomycota; Dothideomycetes; Pleosporales; Pleosporaceae. The record is from RefSeq and is a predicted model, not a curated record.